This is a messenger RNA of Rodentolepis nana, 588 nucleotides long. The record is from the annotation of a GenBank genome assembly. NCBI's taxonomy places the organism in Eukaryota, Metazoa, Platyhelminthes, Cestoda, Cyclophyllidea, Hymenolepididae.
UUGGCCCGGGUGCGUAAAAAGUCAGCGGCACCAGGCCUCAAAGCCUCUGAUUCCAAGGUCUCCCUCACCGCCCAAAGUGCAUCCAAUUCUAAAUGGACUUUUGAAAUGACCCAGGUUCUUAUUAAGGCCGUGAAUCUCUUCCCUGCUGGGACCCAGAAGCGAUGGGAAGUUAUUGCUGCUUAUGUGAAUCAGCACUCAGUAGGUGUUGAGGUAACAGCCAAAGAGGCACACAAACAGGCCAAAUCUGUCAGUGAAAAUUAUGGUGCAAUGAAACAAGAGACCAAUGCAAAAGCCUUUCAGAACUUUGCAACAAGUACCAAACAAUCAGAUGCAACGAAAUCGGUGACUAUUACAGAUCAAAUUGAAGCUGAAGCCGAGAGACCUUGGACCCGGGCUGAACAAAGUGCCUUGGAAGCAGCCUUGCGUUCAAAUCCAGCUAACCCUUGUGAACAUCCUGCAGUUCGUUGGCAAAAAAUUGCAAAUGUGGUGGGCACACGUACUAGCAAGGAGUGUCUUCAACGGUACAAAUACCUCGCUGAACAAGUAUGUACCUCACCGAUUCUAGCAAUUAUUACCCAUUUCAUUUAA